Molecule: messenger RNA, 7028 nt
Organism: Ceutorhynchus assimilis (cabbage seed weevil)
Lineage: Eukaryota; Metazoa; Arthropoda; Insecta; Coleoptera; Curculionidae
Source: the annotation of a GenBank genome assembly
UUUAUGAAAGUUUUGUUGUUUUUUUAAAAAAAAGAUCAAAAUCAAGGAAUUAAAUGAAUUAAUUAAAAAACCAGCUACCAAUAAUCAUUGUCAAUAGUUAUGAGUUAAAAGUGAUUAGCUUUGCAAGCAUGUAUUUUCCAAUUGGGUGGCCGAAAGUCGUACAAGUUUCUGAUUCAGGUCAGGGGGGCUCGUUGAAACAGAUCAAAUGCAACAGAGACCGGAUUUUAGUGGCUAUUUUAACAGACGACUCUCUAGCAAUAUGGUUUUGUAAACCUUGUGUGCCAAUAGUUUAUCAUCGAAGAAAUGCUCAAUCUCUAGAGAAGUUUGGAACAAACAUUACAGCAGAAUGGAAACCAGAUUCCAGCAAAAUAGUCGUUGCUACAUCAGAAGGUCACUUACUUUUCUACAAACUUAAUGUUAUAUCCAACCAAAAAGGACUUUAUAUCCAGACUGAUUCACCGCACGCUAAUUUAAGAAGAGACAGUGCCGAAUUGUUUAUUAAAGAAACUAUUCCGCCAUUAUCCUUGGAAAUAUGCAAUGAAAGUUUAGUAUGGGAUGGCAAAAUAACCAGCAUAGUAUGCAUAACGAUGGCCGAAAUUAUGCUAUCAACCACAGAAAAUCAUGUACUAAGAUAUAGAUGGGAUGGUACUCAAAAUAGAGAUUAUACUUUAGAUUUAAGACGGAUACCUUUUUGUAUAAAUCAACAAGUUUCUAAAGCAAUACCAAUAGUAGAAGAUAAUAUUUAUAUAACUGAUAUUGAAUAUUCGCCAUUAGUUGGAGGGUUUUCUAUAGUUUUAAAUGAUGGGAGGGCUGCAUUUUUGACUGCAUCUUCACUUAAAUUUGAUCCUAAUCAAGUACAAGGAAUCUGGGCUCAAAAUAUUGAAGACGCCACUUGUACAACUAUUAAUCAUAAAUAUAGACUGAUUACAUUUGGUAGAGGAAAUGCUGAAUGUGUAGUAUACUAUGUAGACGACAGUACAGGAGGCCUAGAAGUAUCUCACAAUUGUGUGUUGAGCAGUAAAGACUAUCCAGGAUGUCCAGGAGCUGUGGGCAACGUUUUGUGGACUCCGGAUGGUUGUGCGCUAGUAGCUUCUUGGUCGCAAGGUGGAUUAGCGAUAUGGUCGACAUUUGGCGCUUUGCUUAUGUGUUCACUUGGUUGGGAUUAUGGUUUAAAUGUGGAUAUACUGAAGUGUAAUCCCUUACAAAUCGUAUCAAUGGAUUUUGCCACUGAAGGCUACCAACUAUGGAUGAUAAGGAAAAUCAUUGAAACUGCCACUGUGCCAAAACUAGACAAUGAUAACAGUGAAAAUGGCAAUUUUCUAGCAAACGAAUCAAAUUUAAUUCAAUUAGAUUUUGUUAAAAGUGCUCUAACUAUAAAUCCUUGCAUGAGCCAUCAAAGUCAUCUUUAUCUGCAAGGAGAAGAUAAACUCUAUGUAAAUUCGGCUGACAAUUUAAUAAAAACCUUUUCGGAAAGAUCGAAUAGAGAUGAAGCAAUUUUCGGAGAAAAUAUGGCAUUAACAUCUACUUUAGCUGAAGGAAGACAAUGGCUUGUUAUACCUGUACCUUCGACGUAUUCUGCUACUAAUUGGCCUGUGAGGUAUUCAGCAAUAGAUGUAGAAGGUCAAAAUAUAGCGAUAGCUGGCCGUACAGGCCUGGCACAUUAUUCCAUGCUAACUAGAAGAUGGAAGCUUUUCGGUAACGAAAGCCAAGAAAAAGAUUUCAUUGUUGCCGGCGGUUUACUUUGGUGGCGCGACUAUAUUAUAUUGGGUUGUUAUAGUAUUGUGGACAAUUUAGAUGAAUUGAGAUUUUACUCGAAAGAAUCUAAAUUGGAUAACAAAUUUGCGAAAAUGGUGUCAGUGAGCGCACCAAUUUUGCUAAUCAAUAUUUUAGAAGAUCAAUUAUUAACUUUUGGAUCUGAUGCUCAAAUUUGUAUUUGGCAACUGAGACAAAACGAUGCAGUUGGCAAUGUUAACUUAACAAAAAUGCAAUCGAUUGAUGUCUCGGCUCUAGCUGUCCACCCAGCUUGUAUAAUCUCUAUUACUCUAACUGCUCUCAGAACUGAAUCAAAUAUUAAAAACUCUCAUCCUCAAAACACACCCGAAAGUAUGGUAAUAAACGUAAGUGGACGAUUGUUGCUGGUGCAAAGAGAAGCUAGGAACGGCGAGAAAUCUGCUUGUCUUAUGCCUACUGUGUUGGCUAGUUGUGUGGAAAAUGUGUGGGUUCCUGCUAGAAGACAUCAAGACAAAGCUCAUUUGACUGAAGCUCUCUGGUUAUUUUGUGGUUCACACGGUAUGAGAGUUUGGUUGCCCCUAUACCCAAGGGAUGGGAAUAAACCCCAUAGUUUCAUGUCAAAAAGGAUAAUGUUACCAUUCCAAUUGAAAAUCUAUCCUCUAGCAAUAUUGUUUGAAGAUGCCAUUAUCCUCGGAGCUGAAAACGAUACAGUACUGUAUUCCUCUGACCAAAAUUCGCCAUUUUCACUGCCUUUUAGUGUUCUGCAAAGAACUAGUCAAGUUUACUUGCAUCAAAUAUUAAGACAAUUAAUAAGAAGAAAUUUGGGAUAUCAUGCCUGGGAAAUAGCUAAAAGUUGCAUGAGCUUACCAUAUUUUCCUCAUUCAUUAGAACUUUUAUUGCAUGAGGUUUUAGAAGAAGAAGCUACAAGCAAAGAACCCAUUCCCGAUGCUCAACUGCCAAGCGUAAUAGAAUUUAUAAUGGAAUUUCCAGUUUAUUUACAAACAGUGGUACAAUGUGCUAGAAAAACUGAGAUAGCUUUGUGGCCCUACUUAUUUUCAGCAGCUGGAAAACCAAAAGAUUUGUUUCAGGAAUGUAUGGCCAAGGGUCAGUUGGAUACUGCAGCCUCUUACCUUAUUAUUUUGCAGAAUUUAGAAACAUCAUCUGUUAGCCGUCAAUAUGCUACUUUAUUGUUAAACACCGCAUUGGACCAAUCCAAAUGGGAAUUAGCCAAAGAUUUGGUGCGGUUUUUAAGAGCUAUAGAUCCAAAUGAUGUUGAGUCUCCACGCAACUCCUUCAUCCUACCGAGUAAACUAAACAAGCAAACUCCUCCUGUUAGUCCGAACGCCGAAGAUAUUUCUCUUAUAUUAGGAAAUGUUCAAGGGACCAGGGUGCGUUCUUACAGUACUACAGUAUCGCCAAAAGUAUUGGAAAAGCAAAAUACUGUGGAGAAAAUGAAUUGUGUUCCAGAAUCACCAAAUCCGACUAGGAAAAAAUCAGUUCCAGCUGGGCCUGGAUCAAAAUUUGAUGCAAGGAACUCCCCAAACAGCACCGCAGAAGAAUUCUUCAUCGAUGUCAUACUCCAAAAACACGCUAGAAAACUACUGUCCAACAGACGACUGACAGAUUUGGGAUACUUUGCUGCCCAUCUCGAUUUUCACUUGGUAGCUUGGUUAGGAAAAGAACGAGACCGAGCAGCUAGGGUAGACGAUUUUGUUACAGCUAUGAAGCAACUUCACGAAGAGUUCAAUUGGCCUUAUCCUGUUCCGUCGACUUUGUCGCCGAGAGAAAGUUUUUCGAAGCCUCAAUCUCCAACCGAAUAUGCUACUACUGACAGCUUAGAAGACCAAAUGCAAUCUUUAAAAGUGGACGUUUUUAAUUAUCCUACAACUUCCAGUAGAGUGGGUGAUAGUGGUUAUAUGAGUUUUCAAGGCCUACCAGGCAGAGGCUUAGUUACUCCAGUAAACACAUUGGAUUAUUCUAGUCAAAUUACAGACGAAGUUGAUUUGGAUGCUGAACACAGUUCUAUUUUGAAAGGUAAUGUAAGAAAUGAACCGUUGAGUCCACGGGAUAAGAAUUUGCAGUUUUUCAUGGGGGAGAAUGUGGAAGGAUUUAUCACAAAUUUAAAUUUAGGCUUACAAACUACAUCAUUACAAACAAACAAUAUAAUAGAUGAAUCGGUGCUAAGUACUGUCAGUUCUGUAUGGGACGAGGAUAGAGAUUUAGUAAGUAGUCCUAGUACGGAUAAUUGGGAAGUUCCGUCCACACAAAUAUUAGAACAUUUAUCAAAUACAGAUAAUCGAGGGUCACAUAAAUCGGAGAUCCAAUUAAGGUAUUUACUUCAACUCUUCAUGGAAGCCAGCUGCUUAGAAUGGUCCUUACUGAUAUCAGUGUUGCUCAGAGAUGCUAUGGCAGUACUACGUACGGUAAAUGCUGCCAAAUCGCAAGAUCAGUCCAUAGAGUCUGUGUCCAGGCUACGACAGGGUGUUUUAAUAUUGAAUUAUUGGACAAACACUCAAUGUUUGGGAUACAAAGCAUUUAUGUUGGCCAUACAAAAUCAGAUGUCCGUCCUAACCAGAAUUCUGGAAACCAAGAUCCAACAUCAACAAAUCAUCGACUAUCAGCAAGCUGUAUCUGCAACUCUGAACAAAGUAACUUUGCAAAAUCCUCGUUCGCGAAAGUCGAGUCAAAACGUCGACACCAGCGCGAGUACAGGGAGUAUUAAAAGUAAAAAAAGCUUUAGUAAUGGUAGUGCAGUAGUAGUGCCCAAAGUUUUGAGUACUAGUACAAGUGAAGUUGGUAAAAAUGAAAAAAUUACCAACGAGGAUGAAGGUGCUGAAGAUUCUCUUAUACCUGAGAGUACAGGUUGUGUGAUUAUGUAAUUUAAGUAACCAUAUUGCCAAGAUAUUUUUCAAAUUAAACCUAUACAUGACGUAAAUAGUAAUAUAUCGAAAAUAUUUAUAUAAUAUUUACUGUAAAAGCUGUAGAAUAAAGAAAUGACUUUCGUCCAUUGGUAAUGCGCUGUUAGAAAAGAACUGAAAUUUUUUUGUUAUAGGAAAGUUUUCAAUCUUCUAGGUUAUUAGAGCAUUUUUAUAUUAACCAGUUUGUAGCCUAAAUAUCCAUGUUAAAUAGUAGAUGAGUUAGUACAUAAUAUCUUUAAUUUAUUAUUUAGAUCAGAAUCUCCAAUCAACGUUAAUUUUUUUAAAAUUCCUAUUAGGUCUCUUUCAAUCUGGCUCAGAAACUGUUAUUUUUUUAUGCACUUUGUUUUAUCACAAUAGUUAUUGUUAAGUUGUAAGUCUUUGAGGUAAAUAAGCUCUUCUCGUGUACCAUACACCACAAUGAGGUCUCUUAUAAGGCCUGUCAGCAGCAUGUUCAUCUUGGUCAGUUGGUAAGACGGAUGGCCACAUUGGUCUAUAAACUUCUAGUGACAUAUUCAUUAAUUCCAGUUCAAGGUAAGGUUCAUUAUUUUCUUCUUCCGUUACAUCCCAAUAUAUUCCAGAAUUCUUCGUACUAGAACCAGUGACUCGUGAUCGCUAAUAAUUGCAUUGUCCGUAUUAAUUUCCAGUACAUCUACAUGUCGUUCUUGAAUAGAUAAAUUAGCAUCAACUUUCUUUAUUGGCGAUGACUUAAAAGCAUUAAAAUUUUCUCGAUCAGUUAGAUUGGACUGGCCUUACUUUAUUGAGACGACCCACAUUGUUUUGGUUGUUCAUUUCAUGUUCUGAGUGUUGCUUAAGUUAUUCCAAUGGUCAAAAUUUCUUGGCAGUAGCUUGAUGCAUUUUUCUUAAGAUAAUUUUUGAUUAUGCCUUCUCAAAUCUGCGCUGUGAUUGAAGUGUUGAUUCACCAGUUUAAUCGUCCCUGAAAGACUUUAGACUUGAAACAAUUUUUUUCUAUUUGGGUGUCAUAUCGAAGUCUUUUCGACACUAAAAGUAGUUUCGAAAAGAAGCUCUUUGAGACACUCCUUUUUUACUUAUCGGAGGUUGGUUACACUGGCUGACUGAUGGUCAUCGAACUGUCAUUCGCGAUUUUAUAAUAGAAGAUUUCUAUAUUUGGCAUGCAGUGUUACCAACUUAAACAUAUGAAAUCAGGAAAUAUGAGAAUAAAACUUCCAAGAAAAAUUUGUUUUUUUUAAUUAAACAAUACCAAAAUAGAAAAAAUAGUAUAAAAUAUUCGUUUCAUAAGACAUUUUAUCGCACUCGCCCUUUAGAAAACUCGCCUCCGGCUCGUUUUCUAAUAUAGGGCUCGUGCGAUAAAAUGACGUCUUAUGAAACUUGUAUUUUAAUGUACUAUUAUUUGAUUUUGAACCCAAAUAUCGUUGAUCAAUUAAUUUUAUUUAUUAAAAAUGUGUUUCACAAUGAAACCAAUUUGGAUUCUUAUUACGAAAGUUAAUUAAGUGUACCUGUGAUUAGUUUGUAAUUUGAAUAAUUUUUCUUGCCCAAUAAUUAUGUUAAAAUUUAAGGGUUGAGGGAUUUAAGUGUUUUAUAAUUUGUAGUGAAAUAUUAAUAUGGAGAAUAUACGGGGUUACUCAUAAUUUGCCUUGUAACAUACCUACAUCGAGAACAGAUUGAAUUAUCAGUAACCAAGUAUCAUUCUCAUAUAUUUAACAGUUAUUAUUGUUUUAGGCAAUAACUCACUAGUUAUAGGUAUUUAUCAUAUUUUACCCACUGAGCAUUUACUUAGUUUUUAAUUUAAAGAAAAAUACUGUGUCAAAAAUUUACUGUGUACCUAUUGGACAAAUCUGUAUCCACUAAUUAAAAUUUAUAUUUAUUUAUUUGUUUAAAUGUGCAGUACCUAAAUCUGUUUUGCCUUGUUAACGAUUUAAAAUAAUUAACUAAGAAUACUAAAAAUACUCUUUUUUUGUUAUGUAUUAUAGUUAUUUUAAUAUUUUGUAUAGAAAUUAUAUUAUUAAAAUUAUAUAAAAUUAAAAUUUGGUGUCUUAAUUUUCCAUUUAUUUUAUGGCGUCAAAUAAUCAAUACCAUUCAAAUGUCCAUCGUCACGUUUCCUUUGCUGUUCCAACCUUUCUCUGUCGUAACCGUCUAUACCCAAACCCAAUCUUUCUAUAGCAUUUUCACCCAAAUAACCAUUUAGCUCUUGGUAUUGUCUGGACCGUCUUGUACCGACAUCAGGAUCAAAGGGCCAUUCUACUGAUUUAUGUAAAACCGGAUGACCUGCUAUAUUAAAUUGAACCAAAUCUCUUACUAAAGUUAAGGGAUCUGCUUUAGUGAUGGUGUUUAAAGUGAGAAUGGAUGUGAAAAUCUAAAAAAUAAAAUGUUAACAGAAUAAAUAGGAUAUGGAAGUGUCAC